Messenger RNA from Brassicogethes aeneus, 871 nucleotides. The record is from the annotation of a GenBank genome assembly. Lineage: Eukaryota; Metazoa; Arthropoda; Insecta; Coleoptera; Nitidulidae.
GCGCGUACAGGAUAUAGCAUUCAAAAAAGCGGAUGUGAGACGGGAAAACUACCUGUAUUAUUGUUUCGUCGUUUCGAAAAAUUAUAAUUUUUAUAUACUUCGUGUUUAUUUUUUAUGGUGUGAAGUGUUAUCUCGUUAUUUUUUAACAAUGACUGAUACGGAGAUACAAAUUUCUGCCAAGGAUUUACCCAAAAAGUUCCACGUAAAAUAUUUAGGAACCCAUCCUGUUAAAGGUUUAUAUGGAAUGAAAAACACGAGAAAGCCUGUGGACUCUUUAGUAACCCAGGCAAAAUCCAUCGGAGAAAAAGGCCAAAUCCUUCCCCUACUAGAUCUCGAAGUGAACGUGGAAGGCAUCAAAUUCGUGGACAUAACCAACAAAAAACACAAAAGCGACCCGGUUCAGUUCGGAGUCGACGUCAUUUCCUACGGAGUACAGGACCUGAUCUACACCAGAGUGUUUACAAUUAUAGUCCUUACUUCUACAUGUGAAACAAUAAACCCAAAAGCUGAGAUUCCAUUUGUUUGUCAUACUUUUUUAUGUAAUUCAAGACAGGAAGCCAGGGAGUUGACUUUUUCGCUGGCGGCAGCUUUCCAGGAUUACGGGGCUCGAGUUAAGAGGGACAAUCUCCCUGCAAAGAAGUUCGCUAUUGAUCUGAGGACUCCUGAGGAGCAGGCUGAUGAUGAAGAUAUUGAAACGGAUGCCUAAGAAGUUUUAGAUGUAGGAAUUAACGAUACAAGGCCAGAAAGUGACUUAAAUUAGUUAAGUUAGAAAUUUGGCACAUUAUCGCUUAAAAUUUUAUUUCAUACUGCAGGCAAAUGUCACGAAAUGUCAAAAGAACAAGAUACAUAAUUUAAUUGCUUGCGAUUAUAC